CAGCACUGGCGGCGGCUGCGGCUGCGGCGGCCUUUUAGUCGGCGGCGGCGGCAGCGGCGGGGCCGCGGCUCCUCCCAGCAUCCCUGGCGCGGCCAUUUCAGCCCCAUCUUGGCCGAGAGGAGGGCGCUGCAGCCGCCGCUUCAGCAGUUUGAAUUUCAGUUGCACCGGAGACGAACCGGAGAGACAAACCGCGGUCGCAGCUGCAGCUCCCUCACGCGCCCAGACGCCUAACUGGGGAGGCCGAACCCGCCGCCCGCCCUCCCGCGGGGGUGGCUCCCCGGGAAGGGGAGGACCAAGCCGGCUUUCUCCUCCCCCGGAGUGGGCUUCCGCUGGAGACAGUCGACAUGUCCCUGGGACUGAGCUCCGGCUAGAACCGGGGAGGGACGCCAGCCGCCCCGCGGACCCUCCACCAGCCUGGUCCUCCGCUCGUUCCCUUUUUUUUUUUUCUUUUUUUUGAAGCGUCGGGCGCGGACGCUGAGCCGAGAAACCCAGCAGAACAGCGCCGCCCCUUCGCCCUCCCACUCCCGCCCCCAGCCGGGGCCUGCUGGCCGCGCCGAGCGCCGCGCUGGACUGACCGCGGCGGUCCGGACACGCCGGAGGGAGCCGGCCGCACCCCCCGCACCCCCGCCACCGCGCGCUCCCCGCAGCCGAGGCCACUGCACCGGAGGGCGACUCCGAGGAGGAGCCGCUGAGGGAGGACCGAGCCCGGAGCCCGCCGCUGACGAGGACCCGGGAGGAGGAUGUCUCGGCGAGCGGCCGGCGCCAGGAGCCGCCCGUGACUCUGCCUGUGUUCGCGGCCGGCCGGGACCCCAGCGCGCCCUCGGACUUUGAGUCUUCGGGGACCCGCGCUCGUCUCCCCUUCCAGGUUUCCGGCGGUGCCAUCGCGGAGGGGGCCUGGCGCGCCCACCCGGGCUUCCCGCCGCCGGCUUCACCAUGUCCAAGAUGCCGGCCAAGAAGAAGAGCUGCUUCCAGAUCACCAGUGUCACCACGGCUCAGGUGGCCAGCAGCAUCACCGAGGACACCGAGAGCCUGGACGACCCGGACGAGUCCCGCACCGAGGACGUCUCGUCCGAGAUCUUCGAUGUCUCCCGGGCCACGGAUUACGGCCCCGAGGAGGUGUGCGAGCGCAGCUCCUCCGAAGAGACGCUCAACAACGUGGGGGACGCCGAGACGCCCGGGACCGUGUCCCCAAACCUCGUCCUGGAUGGGCAGCUCGCGGCCGCCGCGGCUCCCGCCAACGGAGGAGGAGCCGUUGCCGCCCGGAGUGUGACCGGGGCUCCGGCAGCGACCCCCUCGGCGGGGCCUCCGCCCGCGGCUCCCCCGGGCGCGGGCUCCUUGGCCGGGCCCGGGCCCGCCGCCCCCGCGCAGCCCCCCACCACUUGUAGCUCCCGCUUCCGCGUGAUCAAGCUGGACCACGGGAGCGGGGAGCCCUACCGGCGGGGCCGAUGGACGUGCAUGGAAUACUACGAGCGGGACUCGGACAGCAGCGUCCUCACCCGCUCCGGCGACUGCAUCCGGCACAGCACCACCCUGGACCAGACUGCCGAGCGGGACAGCGGCCUGGGCGCCACCGGAGGGUCGGUGGUGGUGGUGGUGGCCUCCAUGCAGGGGGCGCACGGGCCCGACUCGGGAAGUGACAGCGCCCCGGCUGCUGCUGUGUCACAGCUACCCCCAUCGGAGAAGAGGAGCCAGCCUGUUCCGGCCGCGCCGCCCGCCUUCGGCCUGGGGCAGCCCCCGCCGCCGCCCGCAGGUGGGGCUGUGGCUCCAGGCCCGGCCUCUCUGCCGCCGCCUUUCCCCGGUGCCACGGCCGCCACGCCGCCCGGCCAGCCCCAAGGCGCCGGGCCCAACGGAGCUGGACUGCCGCCGCCGCCUGUCACCCUGUCGCUGCCCGCCCAGCCCGGCCCGGCCGGGGGCGCCUCGGCGCCGUUCGCCUACCCGCAGCCCGCGAUGCCGCCCGCUCACCUACGGCCCGUCCAGCCCCCCGGCCCGAGCGAGUUCCUGCAGCCGGGCCCCGCGCAGCCCCCGCCCGCUAGCCUCCCCCUGGGCCCCGGCCCGCACGCCGCCGCCGCCGCCGCUCUGGGCUCGCAGCUCCUGGGCGCGGCGCCCCUGCCCGGCGAGGCGGCGGGGGGACCCCCGGCUGCCGUGGGAGGCGGCGCGGGGCUGCUCCCCGCCGGGGCCGGUGUGCCCGGCGUUCCAAACGUGCCUGCCGCGGUGCCCGCCGCCAGCGUGCCUAGUGUGUCGACUACUUGUGUGACUUUGCCAAAUGUCCCCGCGCCGCCGCCGCCGAGCGGCCACCCGCCGGGCAGCAGCAGGAGCGGCGCCGGCCAGCACGUGGGGCUGCCCGCGGGGGCGCCCGGCACGGCUAGCGCACCCGCGAGUCUCCCGCAGGCCGACCCCAGCCAGUUUCAGACUCAGACCCCGCCUCUGGCGGGACCAGUCGACGAUACGAGAAGAAAAUCUGAACCCCUACCUCAACCGCCACUCUCUCUCAUUGCCGAAAGCAAGCCGGUGGUGAAGCCUGUUGCGGACGCCCUGGCCAACCCCCUCCACCUGACACCCAUAAACAGCCUCACCACCUCGGUGUUCAGCAUAGCUAUUCCUGUCGACGGUGAUGAAGACAGGAAUCCUUCAACUGCUUUCUACCAAGCGUUCCAUUUGAACACGUUUCAGGAAUCAAAGAACCUCUGGGAUAGUGCAUCUGGGGGAGGUGGUGUAGCCAUUGACAACAAAAUAGAACAAGCAAUGGAUCUGGUGAAAAGCCAUUUGAUGUAUGCAGUAAGAGAAGAAGUAGAAGUUCUAAAGGAACAAAUAAAAGAAUUAGUUGAAAGAAACUCUUUACUUGAACGAGAAAAUGCACUGUUAAAAUCUCUUUCAAACAAUGAUCAGUUAUCCCAACUCCCAGCCCAACAGGCCAAUCCCAGUAGCACUUCUCAGCAGCAAGCAGUGACAGCACAGCCUCCGCAGCCAGCGCAACCUCCACAGCAGCCGAAUGUCUCCUCAGCAUAAUGCUUUCUUGCCUCAUUAAGAAAAAGAAAACAAACAGCAACAACAACAACAAAAAAAACUGAAAGCAAUCUAUCCUUCUGUGCCACUGGUGUUCUUUCCACUUUAUACGAAAGCUAGUAGCCAUGCUUCGAUUGUGUGUUUGGCCUUUUCAGUAUUAGACAAUCAUUCUACAAGAACUUUCCCUCUGUGAGAUGUCAUGUAGCGCUGUUGAUGUCCAUUUCUCUGUCAUCAGUACACAAGGAGAAUGUUAGAUGGGGUUGAGUAGAGCGAGCAAGUCCGUGUUUCCCCGGUGCGCAUGAGUGGGGUCUUGGAAGAGCUUGGCCGCUCUGCUAUGUUGCCCUUUCCCCAUGGAGUCCCCAAGCCCUCCCAUCACAUUAGAAAUAACAGUUCAUCAAAGAGCCACUUUUCUUUCAAUAUCAGUAACAUUUGCCUAUAUAAGUUUGCAUUUAUUUGUGUUUUAUUUAUUACAGGGCUGCUAUUUUUCAUAAUGAACAAUGUCACAGAACUUUUUUUUUAAUUUUUUUUGAAUAAUUAUCAGUAAAGGAAUUGAAAGACAGGAUUGCAUUGACUAGAGAAAACGUGUAGGCAAUAAUUGAACAAAAGAAUCCUGACCUUAUUUCUAACACUAAUGGCAAUUUACCUUUGGUAUUUAUUUUCAGUAGUAAAGACCCAACUUGAAUGUAAAUUUUGUAUAGUGUAAGUAUGAAGAACUGUAGUGCAACUGUACAGGUAGUCACCAGUUAUUGUGAUAUAAUAAAUAAUUGGGCUAUUUUGAUGAAGAAAUCUUUGUUCAUUUGUUUCUACUUUCUAAUAGAGAAAUUGCCACGAUUCCUCUGCUUUUUGACAUUUUGUAUUACUUUUUUUUUUUUUUUUGAGUGGGAAUAAAAAGCUGUGAAAUUGUUCAACCUACUUUGUAACCAAAGAAGCCAAGCUGUGUAAUGGAGGUUUGUUUUUUUCUUUCUUACUCUCUUCUCUCUCCCUCUCCUUCUUUUAAUAUAUACAAUGCACAUUCUUUAUGUAUUUUUAUUUAGUGUUUUCUCCCAUCACAAUUUUCUUUGCUGUCUAGCAUGAUCUGCAUGACCUAUAAUCUUUGAACCACUUUCGUACCUCAUGUUUUUAUCCAGCACUCUUAGUGUAAUAUGUACUAGUCUGUGAACAUUGUCAAAUAAAAAAAAAAAAAGAACGAACAGGUAGUACGGUGGAGCUGAGCUAGUGUACUCUAUACUAGUUGUAAAAAAAAAAUGAAGUGAGCCAUCUUUUGUUCAUUUAAAAUGGUGUUUUGAAUUUCGUAUGCAGGAAACGUUUUGUUACAUUGCAGAUUUUAAUGUAUUUAAUAAAUUCAACAUGCAGAUUAAGUGCAGUGUAUACUGAGUAUUUAAAUUAAAAUGUACAUUUCAUAAAUACAGUUUGAAGAGAAAGCAUCAUUUUGUGUAUACUAACACAUUAAGUGUAUGUCAGAAAUUGAUGUAUAAAUAUAUAUUUUAACACAUUUUCUGAAAUUAAACUGCAGUUUUGUUGAAA
Erinaceus europaeus (western European hedgehog) is the source of this 4527-nucleotide messenger RNA. RefSeq names its product TSC22 domain family member 2 (gene TSC22D2). Gene Ontology annotation, biological process: regulation of transcription by RNA polymerase II. Bases 934 to 3006 code for a protein of 690 amino acids. The record is from RefSeq and is a predicted model, not a curated record. The transcript is spliced from 4 exons. NCBI's taxonomy places the organism in Eukaryota, Metazoa, Chordata, Mammalia, Eulipotyphla, Erinaceidae.